GACGUCAUGACUUACCUGGCCGAUUUACUUUCACUGCAAAAAGAAAAGGCAAUUUAUGACUUCUCGUGUUUUAGAUUUCGGAAGAAACUCUUUUCUUGGUUAAUCCUCUCCUGAAUAUAUAUGACUACAUCGAUACAUAGCGCUUGAGAAGAGCAAGUUAGAUGUGGUAGCAUAAAUAGUUGUCGUAACAUGAUAGUCAUGUCAAACACGUGUUUCUCAUUUUAAAAAACGACAUAAUACAUCCAUUGCUGUGAACAUCCGAAGAUAUUGAACGAUUGUGGAAGGUUGUCUUUUUGUUUUGGUUUGUCCUCACUAAAACGCUUUUCCAGAAAUAACCUGUGUAAAAUAGGAGGCGGUCGAUACUACCACUCUUUACAGAUGUUCCUCAUCCUGUCUGUCUGUUGUUGCCGUCCACGCAGUCCUAUUCCCUCUUUGGAAAUCCUCCCCUCUUGUUGUAUUCUUCCUUCCACGUCUGGCUCGAGAGUGAGUAAAGCUCAUUGCGCCAACUAUUUCCGACAACGACUUCUUCAGCUCUAGACUUCUAGCAUUUAUGGAGCAUUUAUUUUAAAACCUGACCUGACGUAAUGUCCGAAUUCAAUAAGUUCUUAUAGUUUUGACAUCGCGGUUCUUAGGCUACCAAUUAUACGUUUGAAAUUAGUUAAAUGAUACAUUGCAUGAUGUCUCAUUUCAUGUAUAGAUGUUCAGAAACCCACUGUUGAUAAAAAACAAAAAACAAAACAUAGUUUAAGGAAUUUUCGUGUUUUUCCCCAUAUGGAUCGAAAGCGAAAUAGGCUAUUGUUGAAGUGACUUAUUUUAAAUACAUGGUUACGCGAUAUAAUGUAGAGAUUAUUAAUAUGGACAAAACACGUAAGAUAUUGAUUUUGACAACUACACCACUGGAAGCUAUUACUACGGAUUCUUGGAGAGUCUCGGACCACGGAAUCUAUGCCUUUUCCGCUGAAAGAACGAGCUGUCGGAAUCUCUCCUAAACGUUGAUACGUCUUGGGAGUGAUGCACUGGCUUCCCUUGGUUGCCAUGGUGAUCACCUCGGCCCUGCCCUUCCCUCGCAGUCCUGCCCCUAGGCCCAUUGCUGCAGCGACAGAGCCUGGCAGAAGCAUUGAUAACCACAGAAACAGCAACAGCGAAUACAACCGUCUUUCUGAUGCAAGUAUGAGCUUAAGGACUGAUACAACGAAUAGCAAGCAGACUCACAAGAGUGUGUCCUCUCUGCACAACACUGACCGAAAUAGUAAAAGCCUGAAACACUCAAGCCAUCUGGACAAUGCUUCACAGAAGGAUUUUAAUGUGACUACUGCUAGCAAUCAAACAGACAAGACAUCCCUGAGUGAUACAGCCGACGCUCAGUCACAGGAUAACCACAACCAAGUGGACUACAGUUUACCUUCUUUAAUGGAUCAAGUGGACUACAAUUACCAAGACAAAACAAAGCAGGAGAAAUACUUACUUCAAAGUGAAACACAACAAGAUCCCCAGAUUGAUAUCGUUACACAAAGGGACAAUACAUAUCAGGAUACUGACAAUGACAUUGUCAGAGGAAACUUGAGAAGCUUUCACACUGAAAACGACAGGUUACAGGAUGUACAAUGGAAGGGGAACCGAAUUUCUCCAAAUAACCGCAAAGCAGAGGAAUACAAAUCUCAGGAUAUCGCUGCUCAUGAAGACGACCGUUUACCUGGCACCACUCCAAAGGAAAAUUAUUUUCAUGCAAUGGGUCAUUAUGAUAAGGCAGAAAAGCUAUCGGUGGAGGACAGUGCUGGUAACUGGGGGGGUGAAUUGAAUGAAGUAUACAGGGCAGGAGAGGCGGAUAUGACAGGAGGGAAGUUGCUGGGAGAGGCAGAUCUGUUGUUUUUGGACUCGCACCCAAGAGUACUGUUUUCCCCCUCUUCCUCACCGCCGGACCACCCCCCUCUCAUGCUCAUGCUGGAGGGUGGGUUGACCGAGGACGGAAGGGUGAGAGAGGAGGACGAAAAGAGGGAUGAAGGAAGCGAUAUGCACACAGAUGGACCAGGGGGCAUGGAGGGACAGGCGGAAUCGGAGGGAUUCGACGAAGAGGCCGAUGAAGCGAAGGGAGAACAGGCCUCUCACACUAGAGCCAGGCCCAAGCGCUCCCACGCCUCCUCUGUCGGGCCUAGGGAGAUGUCGGUGUGCGACUCGCACAACAUGUGGGUCACGGACAAGAAAACCGCCGUCGACCUCUACGGGGACACCGUCAACGUGCUGCCCGAGAUCCAGACCCUUACGGGUCCUCUGAAACAGUACUUUUUUGAGACGCGGUGCAGAACGGCCCAGCUCCGCGGCUCCGGCCGGGGCAAAGCGGCGGCGGCCUCAGGGAGUUCGGCGCCCCUGGGCGUCUCCGGAGGGAGCUGCCGCGGAGUGGACAAGAAGCAGUGGGCCAGCAUGUGCAAGCCAAAGCAGUCCUACGUCAGGGCUCUGACUAUGGAUGUCAACAGGAAGGUCGGCUGGAGGUGGAUAAGGAUCGACUCGUCCUGCGUGUGUGUGCUUCUCUCCAGAGCAACCAGGGGGGGUUGAAGGCAACAGGAGCUGAAGUUAAAGAAUGCAGUGCAAGGGAGUGUCCCAAGUGUUGAUUGGAAUCUGCUGCUGCUAACAAUUACAUGGUAUAUUUCGGUCAACUGAACUCUGCUGAAGAAAGUCAUGGUACUGUUAAAAACUGUUACACACCAAAAACACCUACAUAAUCUAGAACAUUUAUAUUAUCAUUCUGCUCACCUAAAGUGGGCAAAUAUGUUCUGUGUGUGUUCUCUAAAUAAAGAAACUACUGCUCCCUUUAUUCAGCCUGUAAAAUUAUAGCCUUCUUCUCACAAUUUUCUUGAACACAGGUGAUGUUUAAACCUGUAGGUGCUCUACCUGUAAGAAUUUAUUUGAUUGGAUCAUUCAAAAUUGGGUCGGCACUCCAUGUAGGACUCAAGCUAUGCUGAUGGUGCUUCUGUUUAAGGCAUUAGGAGGGAGCUGGAGUGAGGGCAGGAGGUCUUGGUGUUUUGAGUGUAAACUUUAAUUCAAUCUCCAUCUGGUCAAUUUUACAAUUUUCAGUUGACCCUUGGACCUGCCAUGCCUACUGCUUAAAAACCCUUCUCUGCAUUCACCCUCCCUCUCUACCUUUAUGUCCCAUCAUCCAUCUCAUCCAGCCAUUUCUCAUCUGCCAUGGCUAUGUGACAUGGAAAAACCUCAAGUCAAAGGGAAAUAUGUUUAUGUAAAUAUUUAAUUUCCCUUUCAGGAGCUUCUUAUGACUUUUUAAUAUAUUUUUUAAUCACUGUUAUUAUGGAUGAUGUAAAUUAUUUUAGUAUUGUUUAGUUUUCAUGUAAUCCACUACAAAUAUGUUUGAUAUUAAUAUAUUUCUUGAUGUAUGUACUACAUAUGUGCAUUGUAUACAUGUAUGUAUAUUACACAUACGGAUUAUAUAUAAUCUGUGUAUAUAGCUAUAUAUUAUAUAUGUACAUAUAUUUAUAUCAGUUAGUGAUUUGUUAAUAGGUGCAAUGAAAAAUCAGCAGUAUUUGGAUAUUUGACAAGACGAUUACCCCCUAUACUACUGAAUUCAUGCUUUUUAUAUUGCAAAAUAUAAUGUACAGUACCACCGGGCACUGAGCAGUCAAUGCAAUCCUUCAACAAGUUCAGUUCAUACAGGAAAAUUCUGUUCACCACAUACAUUUGUGUUCGCAUAAUGAAGUUUUGAAUAUUUUCAUAUUCAUAUUUUCAUGCAAAAAAUAAUACAUAAUGACCAGCAUGUAAUUAACCACAGACAAUGUGAACAAUAUAAAUAAUGUUUCCUGACAUAAGUAAUAAAAG
Molecule: messenger RNA, 3822 nt
Organism: Conger conger (European conger)
Lineage: Eukaryota; Metazoa; Chordata; Actinopteri; Anguilliformes; Congridae
Exons: 2
Coding region: 1012-2550 (512 amino acids)
Biological process (GO): nerve development; negative regulation of neuron apoptotic process; positive regulation of peptidyl-serine phosphorylation
Molecular function (GO): growth factor activity; nerve growth factor receptor binding
Source: RefSeq, a predicted model, not a curated record